GAGAUUUGAUGAGAAGCUUAAAGGAAAUAUAAGAAAACACAUUGUGAAUGAGGCUGGGAGACAGUCCAUAAUAGAUAAGUUUUAUGAAGUGUAUGGGGUAAGACAUCAAUGGAAAAAAUUUGGGAGCAAAUUUACCACUUGCAAGAAGCAGUACGAAGCUUUCAGGAAACUGACUCACAAUAGAACCGGACUUGGUUAUUUUGCAAAUGGGUUCAUUGACAUGUUUGAGGAUUCGUGGAACGAGCGGUGUAAGGAAUGGCCUGGAGGUAGGAAAAUAAGUCAGCGGAUUGAAUUGUGGAACUUGGGUGGUGGUGAUACUCUAGUAGCAAUGACAACGGAAACGGAAAAGAAGAAGGGACCAACACAGAUUCUUAAAACAGACAAGGCAACUAAACUUGCUGAGAAGCUUGGACUUGGUGCUCAAGUGUCACGACAAAAAAAGCGUAGACCCUCAGACGACCCUCUCGAUCAGAAACUAGAAGCCAAGUUUGCUGCAGGGAAAAGAAAAAAUGCAAGAUUGGUUGCAGAAUCUGCUGGUUCUAGUAAGAAUGCCGGUGAUGACAAUGAGGAUGGUGAUGAAUCAGAAAGCAAAAGCCAAGCAUUUGGUAUGAAAAAGAAAAAUACAAGUACGCCUCAUUAG
Molecule: messenger RNA, 640 nt
Organism: Arabidopsis thaliana (thale cress)
Lineage: Eukaryota; Viridiplantae; Streptophyta; Magnoliopsida; Brassicales; Brassicaceae
Product: pre-mRNA-splicing factor CWC22-like protein, putative (DUF3245)
Exons: 5
Coding region: 221-640 (139 amino acids)
Source: RefSeq, marked reviewed